Hippocampus comes (tiger tail seahorse) is the source of this 2426-nucleotide messenger RNA. Its product is annotated as zinc finger protein 2 homolog. Gene Ontology annotation, molecular function: RNA polymerase II cis-regulatory region sequence-specific DNA binding; DNA-binding transcription factor activity, RNA polymerase II-specific. NCBI's taxonomy places the organism in Eukaryota, Metazoa, Chordata, Actinopteri, Syngnathiformes, Syngnathidae. Bases 129 to 2042 code for a protein of 637 amino acids. The record is from RefSeq and is a predicted model, not a curated record. The transcript has 9 exons. Gene Ontology annotation, biological process: regulation of transcription by RNA polymerase II.
AUUCACAAUCGCUGUGGCGGCUGGUUUGACUUCAAUUUUGCGAGUGGAAGCUAUCCUGACCGUAGUAGUCGUAUACCGAAGUAGUCUUUGCUCCAUGUGGAUUCGAGUCCGCUUCAAGACCGUGUCAAAUGGGGGACUUUGAGGCGCGAGCCACAUCCAUUUUGGAGGAUAUGGCGAACAAAGCUGUGAUGGAAAUGUGCAAAGUUGUCUUUUCCUCCGACAUGACUCAAGAAGUAUUUUGGAGCGAGGAAGACCACGUUCUCGUUUCAACUCAGGACAAGGUGAUCCAUCUAGCCAACACCUUCAUGACAUUGCUGGCUCAAGAGGCGGUCAACAACAUCUGCCAACUUUUCCAUGAAUGUACUGCGCUGCUGCAGGUGCAGGUGACGCAGGGGGAGGCGCAGCUGGAGGACCUGAGGACGAGGCUGGAGGUGGCGCAAACAUCCCUGAGUAUGGUGUUGCAAAGCGCUUAUGCCGUGGUAGUGGAACAGCAGGUGCAAGAGCACGUCGGAGGAGUGGGCGCAUCGGAAGUGGAACCGCAGAGCUCAGCUAUGUCUGGUGAGGUUGAAAAGACGCCCAUCAUUGACCUAACUUCCAAGGACAACAUGCUUGCAGCACCGACACAGGACAGCAUUGUUAACGAGACGUUGUGUGAUUCCAGCCAGCAGGAAAAUAACACAGACCCUGAUGACCAUAAUGACCAGGUCCUGACUACUGACUGUUCUUUCUCUGGGCUGAAGCCAGAAGAUGAUGACAUCGAUGCCAGCCACAUGGACCAAGCUGAAAUCAGAGUCCCAGCUGACAAGCAGCUCAGAGUGCACCAGGCAGCGCACAACCCGCACAAGAACUUUGUGUGCUCACUGUGCGGAAGCAGCUUCCCCCUCAAACGCAGCCUCAACACACACAUGCGGAAGCACACGGGUCAACAGACGGGCAAACAUUCUCACACCUGCGACAAGUGUGGUAAGGGCUUCACGCUCAAGCAGAUCCUGCUGAGCCACCAACGAAGUCACAACGAGGAGCGACCCUUCAAGUGCACGCUGUGCGCCAAGAGCUUCUACCGAGCAAAUGGCCUGAAAAUGCACAAGCGCUUGCACGUCUCCCGCCGCGCGCGUACAGGCGAGCACCGCUGCCGCAUCUGCGACAAGAUCUUCAGUCUCCAAUGCAACCUGCAGCGCCACCUGCGCAUCCACACGGGCGAGAAGCCUUUCUGCUGCGAAAUCUGCGGGAAGAGCUUCAACCAGGGCGACUCCCUCAAGAUUCACCAGAGGAUCCACACGGGGGAGCGGCCAUUCAAAUGUGACACCUGCGGGAAGACCUUCAUCCAGAAGUCAGCCUUAAAGUUGCACACCAACGCCGCCUCCCUGGCGUGCGUGGUGUGCGGCGCGACGGCGGCCUGUGCAGACGGAAUGCGCAACCACCUACAAACGCACGCCGACGCCAUGCCGUGCAUCUGCAUCUUGUGCGGAGACCCACUGGCCACGGUGCCCGUUUUGUGUUCACACCAGCACCACCACAACACGGCCGCCCGUGCGCACGGCUGCCCCUUCUGCAACAAGAGAUUCAAGUCAGCCAGCUACCUGAAGAUACACAUUAAGUUGCACAGCGGAGUCAAGCCCUUCUCUUGCGACAUCUGCCACCGUAGCUUUGCCCUGCACUGCAGGCUCAAGUUGCACCAGGAAGUGCACGUUGGUGACAAACAGUUCUGCUGCGACAUUUGCGGCAAGUUUUUCAGCAAUUUGAGCAUGCUGACCCGCCACCAGCGCAUCCACACAGUUGAGAAGGGAGAAUACACGGGUGAGAAGUCAUAUGCCUGCGACCUGUGUGACAAACGCUUCAAUCAUGGCCCCAACCUGAUUCGGCAUCGCCGCAUCCACACGGGCGAGAAGCCGUAUAUCUGUGACGUGUGCGGCCGCCGCUUCAGCCAGAGCAACAGUCUCAAAGCCCACCAGCUGGUCCACACCGGCCAGAAGUUCAUGUGUGACCGCUGCGGCAAAACCUACAGCGACAAGAGGAACCUCAAGAACCACAAGUGUUUCUAAUGCUCUCUACUUGAAUAGUUUACCUUUAACUCACUGGGUAAAUGGCAGUUUGCACAGGAGGAAGUCCUUGUUUGGUUACUUUCUGAAGCUAAAAUACUGAAAUACUGCACAAGCUUUGUAAUGCCGCCUGGCAUGACUGAAGUCCACAAAGUUGAGACCUAAUUCUGAUGAUUUAUUGAAUCAACAUGUGUGAAAAAUUCUACAAUACGUACUCCUUCAAUUUUCAAUGUUUCACCUCCUGGUCAUUUCAAAGACGCACCUUGAACUAUAGAUGGCAGUAAUGUGCAAAAUAUCAAUGCAGUUGUGUUACACUAGUGUUACUCACCCCUUAUCGAGCCCAUUUUACAUUCGAAAAAUCUCAUGGCACAUCACCAAACCACAAAA